This is a messenger RNA of Talpa occidentalis (Iberian mole), 5817 nucleotides long. It is a transcript of the gene ZNF484, whose product is annotated as zinc finger protein 484. The record is from RefSeq and is a predicted model, not a curated record. Lineage: Eukaryota; Metazoa; Chordata; Mammalia; Eulipotyphla; Talpidae. Bases 580 to 3249 code for a protein of 889 amino acids. Gene Ontology annotation, biological process: regulation of DNA-templated transcription. The transcript has 5 exons.
UACAAAAAUUCUUGUUGAAUAGUAUUUUUCUGUUUGAGGUUUCUAGUCUGUUUCAUUUUAUAUUUACGAAAAAGAAUUAGUUAUUUCACACAUAAAAUGGGUUUAUACUCAGCCAGAAACAACUAGCAAUUGGUAAAGUACAAUCUCAUAGUGAGACACAUGCUCACAAAAGCCCACAUGAACAUAAAUAGAUUUUAGAGGUGUUACCAAAGAGUUCAUUGGAGGAAACUGGGAGUUUGAUGUGUUUGACUGUUGGUGCAUUGGUAUGGAAUUCUCAUUGGUUGAAAUGUGUGGGGCAAGGAGGCCCUCCUUCCUUGUGAGGUGGGGAGGGAAAAUAUAAUUUCCUAUUGGAGAUGGAAGGCAUGUUGGAUCGUGAAAUUUGCUGAUCAUGAGACCCCUCAUAUUCUUUUGACCUCAUUUAAAUAGACAGAAAUAUAUUAUUAACUUUUCACACAUGGGGGGGGGGCUGUUUUCCUGAGAUAGAUAUCCUGCAAGUACUUUUCUGAAAAUGUCUCUUGAUUCUUACCAAUAAGGGGUCUUUUAGAUGCUAUCUCUGGUAUUUAGCUUUCCUUACUGCAGAUGAAGCAUUUCGAUUUCCUUAAUUCUUUCUGUGUAAAUCUAUGGUACUCUCUUCUCAGAACCCCUUUGUGUUUCCACAGAGUCCUAAGGUCAGACCAGGUCUCUGGCCCUGUGCCAGAAGAGCCAGAAAUGACCAAGUCUCUGGAAUCAGUGUCAUUCAAGGAUGUAACUGUAAUCUUUAGCAGAGAAGAGUGGCAACAAUUGGAUCUUACUCAGAAAAACCUAUACAGGGAUGUGAUGCUGGAAAACUAUUUCAACUUGAUCUCAGUGGGGUGUCAGGUUCCCAAACCAGACAUUAUUUUCAACCUGGAGCAAGGAGAAGGACCAUAUAUGCUGAAUGGUGAAAACUCAAGUCAGAUCUCUGUAGAUGGGGAUAUUGGUUUUGAAACUUCAGAAGGAACGUCUGACGAAAUUUCAUUCCCGUUUGAGAGAAUUAAUCUCCUCAGAAGAGAUGACUCUUAUUCCACUUUAGAAGAAUUGUGGCAAGAUAAUGAACGUACAGGAAGAUGUGAGAAAAUCUAUAAUAAACAUUUAAAUUUUGUCACCUUCAUCAACAAAGAAACCCUGGUUCAUGAGAGGAACUAUGUCCAUAAGGACAUUGGAAAAAUAGUUCGUGUAAACACACACCUUGUUCCUUCAAGGAAAAAAACCCAUAAUUAUGACUUAUUUGAAAAAAGUUUGAAGCCUAUUAUAAGCUUAUGUAAUUAUAAUAGAAAUGGUGCAACUGAAAAUCUGGGUAAGACUGUGGGUAAUUUUUUCACUCAUAUGAAUUCUCAUGCAGAAAUGAAUGUAUAUGAAAAUAAUCAAUGUAAAAAACCUCUGACUCAGAAACACACUUUCAUUCAACAUCCACAAAUUCAUGCUGGGGAGAAUCUCUUUUCAUUUUCUGACUCUCAGAAAAUUCUCACCCAAAAGUCACAACUCUGUGCACAUCAGAGUAUAUAUACUGAAGAAAAACAGCAUGAAUACAGCAAAUAUGAGACAGUCUUCACUCAGAAGACCCAAUUUAGCAUUCCUCAGGUUUAUGCAGGAAAGAAACACUAUAUGUGUACUGAAUAUGGGAAGGAAUUUUCCCUAAAGUCAAGCCAUGAGAAAACUCAUACUAAGGAGAAUCUCUUUAUAAGCAGUGAAUGUGGAGAAACCUUUAUCCAGAAGUCAGAUCUGUUCCAAUGUCAGGGGAUUCAUACUGGGGGAAAACCCUAUGAACACAGAGAAUGUGACAAAAAUAGCUCUCAGAAUUCAAAUAUCAAUAUACAUGAUAAAAAACAUACCGGAGAAAAACACUUUGAAUGUACUGAAUGUGGAAAAGCCUUCACAAGGAAAUCAACACUAAGUAUGCAUCAGAAAAUUCAUACAGGAGAGAAACCCUUUGUGUGUACUGAAUGUGGGAAAGCUUUUAUCCGCAAAUCACAUUUUACUACCCAUGAGAGAAUUCACACUGGAGAGAAACCUUAUGAAUGCAGUGACUGUGGGAAGUCUUUUAUAAAGAAGUCACAACUCCAUGUGCAUCAGCGAAUUCACACAGGAGAGAAUCCCUUUAAAUGUUCAGAAUGUAGUAAGGUCUUCACUCACAAGACAAAUCUCAUUAUACACCAGAAAAUUCAUACUGGAGAAAGACCCUAUAUUUGUUCUGAAUGUGGGAAGGCCUUUACUGACAGGUCAAAUCUCAUUAAACACCAAAAAAUUCAUACUGGAGAGAAACCCUAUAAAUGUGGUGACUGUGGAAAAUCAUUCACAUGGAAGUCACGACUCAGGAUACAUCAGAAAUGUCAUACUGGAGAGAGACAUUAUGAAUGUAAUGAAUGUGGGAAAGCAUUCAUUCAGAAGUCAACACUAAGUAUGCACCAGCGAAUUCAUAGAGGAGAAAAGCCCUAUGUUUGCACUGAAUGUGGGAAGGCCUUCUUCCACAAAUCACAUUUUAUUACACAUGAGAGAAUUCAUACUGGAGAGAAACCUUAUGAAUGCAAUGACUGUGGGAAAUCCUUCACUAAGAAAUCGCAACUCCAUGUACAUCAGCAAAUUCACACAGGAGAGAAACCCUACAGAUGUGCUGAGUGUGGAAAGGCUUUCACUGACAGAUCAAAUCUUUUUACACACCAGAAAAUUCAUACUGGAGAGAGACCCUAUAAAUGUAGUGACUGUGGAAAAGCCUUCACUCGGAAGUCAGGUCUCCAUAUACAUCAGCAGUCUCACACUGGAGAAAGACAUUAUGAGUGCAAUGAAUGUGGGAAAGCCUUUGCAAGAAAAUCAACACUAAUUAUGCAUCAGCGAAUUCAUACAGGAGAGAAACCCUAUAUUUGUACUGAGUGUGGAAAAUCCUUCAUCCAGAAGUCACACUUAAAUAGACAUCGGAGAAUUCAUACUGGAGAGAAACCCUAUAAAUGUAGUGACUGUGGGAAGGCCUUCAUUAAGAAGUCACAACUUCAUGAGCAUCAUCGAAUUCACACAGGAGAGAGACCAUAUAUAUGCACUGAAUGUGGAAAAGCCUUCACCAUCAGAUCAAAUCUUAUUAAACAUCAGAAAAUUCAUGCUAAACAGAAACCCUAUAAAUGCAGUGAUUUUAGGAAAACCUUAGACUGGAAGUCACAACUCACUAUACAUAAGAAAUCUGAUAAUGGGAGGGUAGAAUGCCCAAUGUCACAACCAUGGUGUGGGGAUAUAAAAUUGUAAGAGGCUAAAGCUUAACUAAGAAGAAGAAGAUAACUAAAGCCAACUUUCUCUGUCUAAUCAGAUGUGUGAAUAUCUGAGUCACAUACCUGAUGUCUGGUCAUACAUAUGGUAAGACACUUGGGAGAAAGUGUUAAAGCAACAGAUUACGGCCCUGCUUGGUUACUUAACAGUUACUAGAAUUGUCAAGCCUCUGCAAAUAGUAAAUAUGCAAGGAGAUAACUUGGCAAUCUUUCUUGUUUCCGUUUUUGGAGAAAUAGUUUUAUAAAUUUAUAGCUAUUGACUUUCUCAUGCCUUGGGUGGCAAGAAUAUUCAGUAUUGACCAAAGAAAUUUCCUACUGAGUACAGCACUGAAGAAUUUUCUUAUUGCCUAAGCACCCUAAGGACAUUGACAUCAAGGCAAAAGUUUAGACAAUUCAAGUCUAUAAUAAAAAGAAGCCAGAAGUUUUUAUAAAAGUUGAUAUUAAAGAUACAAAAUACUCUGCUUCUUUUCCCUUUGGGAAAUCAUUGUUUAUUAUCUUAUUAUGUGGAAACUUGGAUUAAAAUUUCAUUUACAAUUUGAGAUUGGCAAAUCAAAAGACUUAUUCAUAGGCAUCUUUAGGUAACCAGUAUGCUCCCUUAAUUCCUUGCUGUGGCAACAGGAAACUCACACAAAGGUAUGAAAUGUUCCUGGUCUGUAUCCCAAAAGUGAUCAGUGAUAUAAAUAGCAGCCCCACCAACUACUUUUCAUUUUAGGAUUUGCCCUACAUUCAUGAAACUUAGCCAUUGGCAACAAAUCUAGAUAUUAGCACUUUGGAUUCUAAGCCUUGUCCACAGAAACCUGUGCUUUUUACUGGUUUCUCUUUGAAAAAAAAUUAAGAAAAUGAGUUUCAAAAUCUAGAAUUCUUUCCUUCCAAUUUUGUUAAUCAUUCUUUAACAUUCAUUACAUGCAAAAUUACUGUGGAACAUACUUGUCUUGAGUUUUAGCUUGUUUUCUUGGAAGAUAUAGCUACACAUUUGAAGGGUACUACUAUCCCUUCCCAAUCACUGCUAAUUGAUCUGUUUUUUCAAAUGCUCUGUAUUCUUAUAGACUUUCUUGUCUUUUAUUCUGUUAUAUUUAGAAAGACCUACUUUAUAAUCAUCAAGAAUAAUUGUGAUUUUUGUCUCUCCUUUUUAUGCUUUACAUAUUGUGCAUUACAUAUUUUGAGUCUCUCUGUGUGUGUAUACACACAGAUUUAGAAUGGUUUUACUCUUCCUGGUUAAUUGAAACAAUUCUGAAAUGUUCUUUUAUCUCUAGUGAAGCUUUUUGCCGUAAGUUUUAUUGUCAGAUAUAAAUACAAUAUUGGUACUUCACUUAUUAAAGACUUAUAUAAAUGAAUACUCACACCACUUUGUGGAUAAAGUGAAGAGUUAGAGCAUUAACACGGUUUUUCUCUUACAUAGUAUCAAUGCCAUGCGUUUGAAUUCUGUAUGUAGUUGAGAUGCUAGUAAUUGUUUCAGAGUCACUACUCACUUAAAUGAAUCCACAGAUGUACCCUUUUCAUUAUUUAUUUUUCCUCUUGGCCUUUGUUUCUCUCUAGAAUAAUUUUUCUUCUGACAGAAGAAUAUCUGUUAGUGUGAAUUUGUUAGUGACAGGUUCUUGUUUGUUGGAAAGCACCUUUAUUUUCCCUUCAUUUUGAAGGAUAUUAUUACUGAGGAUAGAAUUCAAGUUGGCAGUUAUAUUCUUAAUAGAGAAACUUGGAGACGUUUUAUUAGUUUGUCUUCCAUUAAUUAGACUGAAAAAUAAGCUUUUAAUCUAAUUAAUUUAAUCUAAUUUGAUAGAAAUGUGCUUUUUUGUACUUCUGUUUCCUUUAAAAUUUAACUCUUUGGGCUGUCAACAACUGCACUGUGAUAUGCCUCAAUUUUUAUGUAUUCAUCCUGUAGGGGGGGUUGCAGUUUUUUUUUAAUCUGUAGCUUAGUGGGGCAUUUUCUUUUUGCACAUUUUGGGUUGUCUCCUCAAAUUAUGCAUCUGUGUCAUUAUGUUUCUCCUCUUCUCCAUCUAGAGAUAGCCCCAUUAUCUAGAGCCCUUGAUUCUGUAUUCUACUAGUUGUUUCUUUUGGGUUUUGAUUGUUUUGUCUUCUCAUAUCUUGUGAUUGAAAAUCUUCUAUCAGACACUACAUGAUAAAAUUGUAGAGCUAAUAAAAUAGUCUAGUUGAUAUUGUCUUCCAGAGAGCAUUUACCUUUGCUUCUAGCAGGUAACUAGGCUCAGAACAAUAGGAAUACCAUAAGGCAAUUGGGUGAUUGCCUUCAUCCAAUCACAAAUUGAGAUUAUUGGAAACUGGAUUUCAGUCUCUGUGAUGUCUUGUCUAUUUUUCCCCACAUAUAUUCCUUGGAGGUAAGACUUAAGGGUUUGGGAAAUUUACCAGACCCCUCCUUUUUAUAAGAAUUUUAAUUCUAGUACUUAUCUCUUUAAUCCAGUGAACAUGUCAAAAACUGCCUAAAACCUCUUGACCAACGUUUCUUUAGGAAUUAGCAAAUAACUUCUUUUUAACAGGUAGUCCCAAAUUCCAGAGGUUAUAGCUUAUCUACAAUUGUAUAACUGCAGUUUGGUAG